Messenger RNA from Eucalyptus grandis, 717 nucleotides. RefSeq lists its product as uncharacterized. The coding region runs from base 108 to 371 and encodes 87 amino acids. The transcript has 3 exons. The record is from RefSeq and is a predicted model, not a curated record. Lineage: Eukaryota; Viridiplantae; Streptophyta; Magnoliopsida; Myrtales; Myrtaceae.
UCUUCCUUCCGCCCUCUCCAUAUAUACGUGCCAUCUACCCAAGUCCAGCACGAACAUAUUGCAGUAUAGCACAGUCUCGAGAUCGAUAGAAGGCCGCGAAGACGCCCAUGGAGGUCAAAUCUGCCGUCGCAGCCGUCUUCUUCUUCCUCCUCCUCCUCCUCCUCUCUCCGCCUCGCAUUUGCACAGGGAAAUUGACUGGAUCCAACGGUUCGGAGGUGUAUGACAUCGACUAUAAAGGUCCCGAGACUCACUCUUCUGCGAUCCCUCCGCCCACUCAUUCUCGCCGGACGCCCAGGAGCCACCAGAGAAGCGCCAAGCCACCACCUAAAGUCAAGAACUCGAAGAGCACCGAAACAAAUCGACGAACUUAAAAACAAGUUCAUGGGCUUUCACCAUGUGACAAGUGUCAGAAGUCUUGAUUGUGGGGUAUGUAAAUGCAGAGGGUUUGUUCGGAGACGUGGAGAUCCAUAAAAUUCUCUCCCUCCACGUCUUGGUUCUUAAGAGAUGCAAAGACAGAUGAAUAUAGUAUUUCAAGAAUUGUUUAAUAUCUUAAAGAGUGAAUUUUUGUGUGGUUAUAGAAAUUGUACUUGGGAAGCUACUUGUUCUAGGAAUCUUUUCCCUUAAGAAACUCUGCAAUGUAAUUUAUGAAACUCUCCAUUGGUUACCCAUUGCUAAAUUUCGCAUCUCCAAGUGCUUAAUCAUUGCCUAAUUGAUGUA